UUGGCAGGGCGAGGGGGGGCGGGGAACGGGCUGCGGAAUGGACGGACAGGCGACUGCCAUGGCUUCGGCGGGCGGCAACGCGGGCUGUCCGAGCCCGGCCCCGGCCUCGCUGGAUAAAAUCGUCGCGGAGGGCCCCGCCGAGCCCGACGCCUACACGGUGCCCGGCAUCCUGCACUUCAUCCAGCACGAGUGGGCGCGCUUCGAGAUGGAGAAAGCGCGGUGGGAGGCGGAGAAAGCCGAGCUGCAAGCACGUGUCUCCUUUCUCCAAGGAGAGAGAAAAGGUCAGGAGAAUCUUAAGAAGGAUUUAGUCCGGAGAAUUAAGAUGCUUGAAUAUGCCUUGAAACAAGAAAGGACGAAGUAUCACAAGCUGAAAUACGGAACUGAACCAGUCCAAGGUGACACAAAGACAGAUGCACCUGAAUCAGGUACUCGAGAAAUUAUAAAUAAUGGCCUUGAUGUAUCAGCAUUAGAACAGAACAGUCCAUCAUCAUGGAAUGAAGGACGCCAGCUACUGAGACAAUAUUUACAGGAGGUGGGUUAUACAGACACUAUCUUGGACGUGCGGACAAAGAGGGUGCGAUCCAUGUUGGGCCAUUCCAGUCUUGAGCAUAAUGGAGCAGCAGAGUCUAACAGCUUGGGGCAGAUUCUGAACGGUGGUGACUCUCCAUUAGUUAAACAGAUAGAAGAACAAAUUAAGAGGAAUGCAGGCAAUGAGUCUCGGGAUGGGCUAAGGAAGUCGAUGCUGGAGAAGAUGCCUUUCUUGCGAAAUGUGGAUGAUGAUAGCGAUGAGGAUGAUGAUGAACUGGAUAGCAUUCCUUCAGAACUAUCUGUCACACAGAGACUAAACAAGAAACAAAGGAUAGGAUCUGAGAUGACCACGGUUGAUUCUGGCAUGGACUGCGAGACGGUGGAUGCUCUGAGUGAAUUUCACUUCCUGGACACUGAAGUGGAUGAAGAAAGGACUGAGGAUUCUAGGAGUUCAGGGGAUGGGAAAGAACUAGGAAGUCACCGUUCCAAACGUCAGGAGGUACUGCCUGAUUUCACAGACAUCGAUGGCUUGCCUUCCAUUCCUGCUGGGGUAAUUGGUCAAACCAAGCGAAAAGAAGCUGCUCCUCUUGCCUUUCCCCCGCAUGCCAGCAAACCAUUUAUACUUGGAGCGGAUACUGUUGGAGAUGGAGAGAUGAGCUUAGGCGAGCUGGCUGGGCUGACUGUCACUAAUGACAAUGAUAUGUCCGAUAGUAAGGAUGCCUUUAGGAAGACCUGGAAUCCUAAAUAUACACUGCGGAGUCACUUUGAUGGGAUCCGUGCGCUGGCAUUUCACCCGGAGGAGCCAGUGCUCAUUACUGCUUCAGAGGAUCGCACAUUGAAGCUAUGGAACCUGCAGAAAACGAUCCCUGCCAAGAAGAGUACUGCAUUGGAUGUGGAACCCAUUUAUACAUUCAGGGGUCAUGUAGACCCAGUGUUAGCAAUAGCUGUUAGUUCCAAAGGAGAUCAAUGCUUCAGUGGAGGGCUUGAUGGCACAAUUUGCUGCUGGAAUAUUCCAAGUUUGAACACUGACCCAUAUGACACUUACGAUGACAGCAUUCUAUCCAGAACACUAAAUGGUCAUACAGAUACGAUUUGGGGGCUUGCGUUUAGUACCCUGAAGAAUCGCCUGAUUUCGUGUUCGGCAGAUGGAACUGUCAGGUUAUGGGACGCAGCUGCCAGUCCAGCCUGUGUUAGUACCUACAACAGAGAAAAGGAAAAUGGGAUUCCUACCUCUGUGGCAUUCUUAAGUGACCCUGCUCAUGCCGUGACUUCCUUCACCAGUGGAGAUGUGGUCAUCUACGAUUUGGAGACACUGCAGCCAGUCAUCACCCUGGAUUCCAAAACAUCUGACAGUGCUGCUAAUCAGAUCAACCGGAUUGUCACUCAUCCCAAGCUGCCGAUCACCAUCACUGCCCAUGAUGACAGAUGUAUUCGCUUCUUUGAUAACAAGACAGGAAAAAUGGUUCAUUCAAUGGUUGCUCACUUGGAUGCCGUCACCUCUCUCGCAGUAGAUCCUAAUGGAGUAUUCCUGAUGUCAGGAAGUCACGACUGCUCAAUACGCCUGUGGAACCUGGACAAUAAAACCUGCGUUCAGGAAAUUACAGCGCACCGGAAGAAAUAUGAUGAAGCGAUUCAUGACGUCACCUUCCACCCAAGCAAAGCUUACAUUGCUAGUGCAGGAGCAGAUGCCCUCGCUAAAGUGUUUGUAUGACACAGCUUAACCUCCCUGGUCUCAUUCCUCUGAGCAGACUGGUUUCUGUUCAUCUAUAAGGGUUGAUCCCACAUUCCUCUUCGAAUGGUUGCCUUGAAUUGGUGAAUGAAGACGAUUUGCCUCCAGCCUUGAAAUUUGCAGUCCUGGGUUGUGCCCAUUCACACUUUCUCAACAAAGCUCAGGGUUUGCAUUUAAAACCUUUAAAUGGGCUUGCGUUCACUGAACUUUCUAUGGAACAUGUAAAAGUUUUAAGCUUUUAGAAAGAAAAAUUGUAAAUUUUGUAUGGGUAUCCAAUAGUUGGCUGUGUGGAAUAAGUAGAAAACGUAGCAAUGGUCUGGGUCAAACCAUAUAAAAGUGCAAGAAAAGGUUUUGCGCUUAGCUAAAUUAUUUUUUUAAACGGUUGGGCUACUUUUUAAUACAGCCUGGAACCUUGAUAAAUAUAUUUCCUUUUCCCAGACAGUUAUCCAUGAAGUACCAAGAUGUCAGUAGCAUGGGGAAUCACAUAGUUUCUCUGCGCUCCCCACAAAUUCUGGGAAUUCUGUGAGGGCAUCCACAGGAGUGGACCAAGGCCCCCCUGUCUUGUUAUGUACAACCAGGGUGGCUUGUGACCACCUCCCCCCCGCCUCAUCUGAGGAUCACUUAAUCCGACGGUGUUGAAUGUACUCUAUUAACACCAUGGGGUAGAUUUUGCGAAAUGAUGUUCCUGCUUGUCUGACGCUGGACAAUUUAAUUUGACAAUUAGUAAUUUUCCAUACAAUUUCAGAUCCCUCCUUGCAAUUCCUUUGAAGCCUAAAAGCCUUCUUUAGUAUCUUCUCAUUACUGGGGCCUUUGAUAUCCAGCCUAGUGGUUCUUUUUGGCAUUAUCUCUGAUGCUUGAAUGCCUCCCGAUGCAAUCUUCCAAGAGCACCAUACAAUUUAACCAAUUACUACUUCAGAUCUUACUGAUUUACUUAAAUAUGUUUAAGUCAGCAAACCCACCAAGGAGCAGGGAUUAAAUCUGCGGCCGUGCUGUUUUGUGUGACCCAGUAAGGAAUGACUUUACAUGUGAGCCUUUAUCACAGAUGCUAGUUAACUAACAAGGAAGUUUCCUGUGUCAGCUGUCACUGUUAAGUACAAGUGGCCAGUAUGGGAAUUUUGUUUACACAAAAUAGUGCUUAAGUCAUUAACUGAGAGCAGGGCAUUUCUUUACGGUGCCAAUAAUUUCCAACUAUUUCACUAGCAUGAAAACAAUGAGAUAAACAGGUAGCCCUUACAGUUUUUGUGGUUCUGCAAAUUCACAUGAGGAAUUUGGAUGGAGGGGUCAGCUCACAUGGCUCCAUUGUUAAGAUUAAGGAUGUCAAAAUCCUUUGGGAUUGGCUGGCCUUCAUGGUGGUAUUCCUACUAUAUCAGGAAGGUAUAAGAUACGUGACCACCAUAAAGGAAACCAAACUGCAUUUCAUGCUGUUUAAUUAGACCAUAAGAUAUAGGAGCCAGAAUUAGGCCAUUUUGCCUAUCAAGUCUGUCCAUCAUUCCGUCAUGGCUGAUUUACUGCUCCCCUCAAACCCAUUCUCACGCCUUCUCCCCAUAAUCUUUGACGCCCUUACUAAUCAAAAGCCUAUCAACUUCCCCUUUAAAUAUACCCAAUGACUCGGCCAUCCAUGGCAAUGAAUUCCACCUUAUAUCUAAUAAUAUCAUCGUCUCUGAGCCACUUGAACAAGCUGCCUCAUUUUAAUUCGCUGCUGCCAGGAGCCGUGUCAUUCACUUAUCCUUGCUAGGUGGGAAUUUGUGAACAUCAGUUGAGAGCGAGAUUGGGUUUGCUGGCAAAUUGCCCCGUGGUCUGUCAGCCUGCUGGCAUCAUUACCAAGGCUGCCAAAUGGAAAGUAAUCAUUUUCCAAGGGUGGCACUGUCCUCUCCUCUGAGUGAAGAAAUGUUACCCAUGAGCCUGGUAUUGGCAAUACCUCUGAAAAAGAAAAACUCUUACAUUAGCAGAAAUGCAGAAUGUUUAGAAGUGAAAUAACAGUGUAUUGUACAGGAUUCUGGUUCCUAAACCAAAUUUUCAGCUGAGGCUGUCUGAAGUUCCUGCAGGGACAGUAACAUCACUUGUGCCAGUGUUCAGGUGGGAGGUGGGGAAUGUCACGCAGAAAUUCAAACCCGCUCUCCACCCCAGUUAAUUUUCAUUUUAGUGGGCAAAUUGUAUUUGAAGCAAAUGGCAUGCAGGGAAAUGCCUUAACUUAGUACAGGUCCUGAGAACUUCGUUCUCUGUCACUUCCUCAGCUCAGCUUGGAAUAUCACUGUUCUCAAACUGAAAUGUAGCAGUCCUUUCAGGACAGGGCAUGAUCCACAUUCAAGUCAUAAGUACUAGCACUUCAGCAGUUUCUGACCUUUUCCAUUUAUACAUUUGCAUAUCUCAUUCCGUAUAUUUUCAACUUAGCUUGGUCCUAAGAACGCUGGUUUAAGUCCAGCAGCUUAACCCCACUGUUCUUAUAGAAACAAAGGUAGUAGUAUACCUGGCCAACUUGCUUACUGCCCAUUACGCCACUGGCAUUUAGGACAGCAAAGAAGGUCCUCUUCCUGUAGCGAUGUUCAGGGCUUCCUUUAUCACGUCGGUAGCUUCCCCUAGGUUUUCACACAAGUCCCAGGUGGAGGCUCAGGAAUACCAUCACACUCAGAUGCAGAAGGAUUUUUCAUUGCUGUUUCCAUAACACCUUUGUUUUACCAGUCAGGGUUGUUAGCCCUGAGCUGAAUCCCUGAACCUGGAGGACUAAUGGACCACUCUUUCUCUGGCCUCUACCCUUUGACUUGUUAUGAGUGAUCCUGUCAAGAGCCAAAGCAUAAGUCCUGACUCCAGCCAGCAUAGGUCUGUGGUUCAUUGAGGCACACAAGCCCCAGACCCUACAACAAGAUUGUGGUCCUCUUGGAGGAUCUGGCCAACUUAGAACAGUUCAGUGCUCAGCAUGGUGUUCAGUCUCUCAGAAGAGCUACCAGAAAGAAAAUAAAAACACCUUACCUUUUUGGAACCAUGAAUGUCUAUUCCUUCAAGGAAAUAACUUGCUUCCAGUCCCUCCCCCAUCAUCCUCCUGACAAACAGCCAAACUUCACCAGUUUAUUCCCUGUUUGAUAUGCACUCUCUUCACUUCUGUGUGUAUGAUGUGGUUAAAAUACUUAAGUACAAUGGUCUAAUGGUCCAGAGACCAAAUUGCAAAUCUCUCUGCUCUAGCCAAGGAGUUGAAAUUCACUAAAUUUGGAAAUCAAUAAAACUAAAUUUACCACAAAAAUUUGAACUAUUUUAAUGGCAGAUCUGAUUCGGUAAAUGCAGAUCUCACUGUUCUGUUGGAAGAGUUGAAAUUCACUAAAUUUAUCAAAUUUGGAAUAAAAGGAAACUGAAUAUAACGAAAAAAAACAGAUUAUUUUAAUGGCAAAUCUGAUUCACUAAGAUUCUUGAGGGAAUGAAAUUCUUACCUCUUGAAAUUGGCUGGGAAAGAACUUCACAUGUGCCAAACUGUAUCACAGUUUAAGAAGAUUGCUGACCAUGACCACCUUGGUUACAAUUGACAAUAAGCAUUAGCCAUGCUAACAGCUCCUCGCCUGCCCCUGUUCUAAGAAUGCUUCUGAUAGGUGCCCAGAUGGUCAAGAAGUGAAGCAGUGCAAAUAUCUCAACCCUGCUUGUCCCUGGUCCAUUUAGAACACAAAUAGCAGGACUGUGUGCUUUUCCUGAUCCCUAUCUGGUGAGGCAUUCUGGACUGGGCUGGAGAGACAAAAUGCCUCAAUUCCAGUGCUCUUCCACGGUGAAGUAGCCUGCCCACAGGUUUACACUCAGGUGACAGCUGCUAGUGGAACUCUUACCUCAUCAUGUGCACAGCCUUCAGAAGAGGAGGAAAAAGGGAAAGAAAAUGCCUUGAGUUGCACUGCGUAAACAACGGCAACCUCCCAUCUUCAUACUUCAUUAAUUGCAUGUAGUUAAUUAACAAAGGGAUCAAUACUUCACUCAACUGUGUUCCAAGGAGAAUAAGUGAAUUUUGUAAGCUGCAUCCAUAUUACAAUAAUCCAUCAGUAGUCAGUUUUAAAAGUCAAUGUUUUCUAAAUCAAACUAUAACCAAUAAUGUUUAAUAGCAAAUACUAUUGUGAAUGUAAAUAUGCAGGGGACAGCAGCACCAAGAGGUAUCCUCUCAGAUGUUUUAAUUGCUUCUGGCUUUCUAGGGCUUAGUUGGUUAUAGAUUGUGUGGUAUGCAAUUGGGUUGAUUAUUAUUUUGUUUGUACACUUAAUACUUCGGGCUUUCGCAGAAUCUCAGGAUGGAGCUGAAGUUUUAUGGGCUUCGUUUUAAUCCCCAAGUCAGUGCAGAUCACAGCAGGCACAGCAAUUGAUGGUAAAAGGUGGUUUAGGUUCGAGCAGGAAAAAAUAAAGUUAGCUUUGCCACUGAGGAGUUCAUUUGCAAGGGCUAGGUGAGUCACUGGAAAGUGUAUGGGAAGGUCUGUGUGCGGUGAAUGAAUUCAGGUCUCUAGGUGAGUAGGGUCAUUGGAUGAAGCUGUUCAAACAGUAGGUAGAGUUACUGGAAAGAUAAUUGCAGUUCAAGUAGUUAGAAGUAACAGUGUGUGAGAGCAUAGGAUGAAUGAGGAUGAGGGAGAGGGUAGCUGGUACUGGGUUAUGCCAGGGCUUUGAAUACUAGGUAGGUUUGACUGUGAUGUGUGCCGACAUCAGUGGCUUUUCAAUCUGGUAAAUCAGCACCCAAGAAAUGAAUCUGACACCUGCUUCCCCUUUCUCCAUCUCUCUCUGUCUCCAUCGUCAGUUACGGCCUGUCACAUUGCUAGCAUUUAAGACAACAGUGAAAGUCCUCCAUCACUCUCGGUCCUUGGCCAUUUUCUCUAAUGUGCCCCAGGUGUGGUUCAGGAUCCUCCUUUCUGCCUCAUUUUAGGGCAGCAAUAAAGGCCCUCCAUUUCUUCUUGUCCUUGACCAUUUUCUCUAUUGUGCCCUAGGUGUGGUUUACGGCCCUCAUUUCUGCCUCUACAGUAUGGUGCCAAGUUGUCUUUGCUCUCCCGCAUUUCCUCCGCCCUUCAGGGGUCCAGUGGUGCUGUCUUGAUGAUGGAGUUGGCCUCGCUUCUCAUCACGUGCCUACUUUAUCUCCAACGUUUCCUCGUGAUGAUUGUGGCCAUGUCCCCUAGAUGACACUAAAGGAGUAGAGCAUGAUUGGAGAUCAUUCUUGGCCAGAAAAUAAGGAGGAGACAAACUGUCGAUCAAUAUCUUUAUAAACCUACAGAUUCCCAUGGUUACCUUGACCAAACCUCUUCCUAUCCUGUCUCCUAUAAAAAUGCCGUUCCCUUUCCUCAGUUUCUUCGUCUCCGCCACAUCUGUUCCCAGGAUGCAGUUUUCCUUUCCAGGACAACAGAGAUGUCCUUCAAAGAACAGGGUUUCCCUUCCUUAACCAUUGAUGCUGCCCUCACUCGCAUCCAUUUCCGGAACAUCCGCACUCACUCCAUCUUCCCACCACCUUAACAGUGAUAAACUUCCUCUUGUCCUCACCUACCACCCCAUGAGCUUCCACAUCCAGCACAUCAACCUCCGCCACUUCUGCCAUCUCUAAAGGGAUCCUACCACCAAACAUACCUUUACCUCCUCCCUCUCUCCAUUUCUGUGGGAAUUGCUCCCUCCAUGAUUCCUUUGUCCAUUCAUCCCUUCCCACUAAUCUCCUUCCCAGUACUUAUCCCUGCAAGAGGCCAAAGUGCUACACCUGCCCAAUUACCUCCUCCCUCACCUCCAUUCAGGGCCCCAACCAGUUCCUUCAAAUGAGGUAACAUUUCAACUGCAAAUCUGCUGGGGCCACAUAUCAUGUAUGGUGGGGACCACUUUAUCGAGCACCUCCACUCCAUUCGCCAAAAGCAGAACUUCCCAGUGACUACCAUCUUAAUUGCCAUUCCCAUAAUGAAAAUGUCAGUCCAUUCUGCUUGGGUGGCCUCAAACAUGACAGCAUGAAUAUCGAUUUCUCCUUCCAGUAAAACUUUUUUUUUUCUCCUGUCCUCUCUUCUAUUCCCCACUCUGGCCUCUUAUCUGUUCUCAUCUGCCCAUCACAUCCCCCAGGUCCUCUCCUCUCUCCCUUUCUCCUAUGGUCCACUUUCCUUCUGCUGUCAGGUUCCUUACUCUCCAUCCUUUACCUUUCCCACCCACCUGACUUCUAUCACCUUCUAACUAUCCUCCUUCCCCUCCCCCUACCUUUUUUAUUCUGGCGUCUCUUCCCCGCCCUUCCAAUCCUGGUGAAGGGUCUCAGCCCGAAAUGUUGACUGUUUAUUCUUUUCCCUCAACGCUGCCUGACUUGCUGAGUUUCUCCAACGUUUUGUGUGUGUUGCUUUGGAUUACCAACAUCUGCAGCAUUUCUCAUGUAUAAAACAACUUCUAUUGCAAUUCCAGCAAGAUCAUACAAUAGUUCUUAGAGUAUUUACUUCCUCUCCUCGUUUAGUUGGGAAGCAGUACAGCGAGAGCAGCUCAUAAAUCGGCACGUUCUUGUGCUCAGCUUUUCUGCCGCUCUGCUCUCCCAUUUGAUCUUCCUCAGUUGAUUUUUACACAAAGGUGCAAGGUUUCCUGUUUGCUGAUUACUACUGGGAAAAGCCCUAAUGUAAACUUCAGGGGAAUAUAUGACCAGUCUUGCUGUGAUACAGCCCCUCCACUCUCCUACCAUAUUCAAGCAGCCACGAAGUACUUAUUUCAAAUCUACUUACGAUCUUGGCAUAGUAUCUUCAAGAAGGGAGUAUUGAAGUAUACAGUACUUUAUUAUAUUACAAGCUAGCAAACUGAGCAACUGUAUCCUUCCAGUUAUUUAUAUGUGUGAGCAAAACGUCUCAAGUUGUUAUUAUCCACUUGUUUCAGCACUAACCUUUCCUUCAUGUGGCAUUUAUCAAAUAGAAUCGAGCCAUGUAGCAACCUAGGAAGCAAAAAAAAAGUUCAAAGACUAAUGACUUUAAAUAUAAAUAUAUAUAUCAGUUCAUUUGUACUGUUAAGGGUGUACUAAAAGCUGUUCUAUUACAUUCAGCACUAAGUUCUGUACAACAAGAAAUGUCCAGGUUUUUGGGCUUCGUGGGAUUUUUAUAUCAGUGGUCCCCAACCACCGGGCCGCAAAGAUGUGCUACCGGGCUGCGAGGAAACGAUAUGAUUUGGCGAUAUGAAAUGAUAUGAGUCAGCUGCACCUUUCCUCAUUCCCUGUCACGCACUGUUGAACGUGAACACCCCCCGUCAGCCAGUACGCAAGAAUAAUGUCAAUAUUAAACCGGUCCGCGGUGCAAAAAAGGUUGGGGACCCCUGCUUUAGAUGAUUCCUUGAGGCUAGAGAAUUUCUCUUCACUUUUACCUCAGUUUGUUGCUGCUACCUGCUUGAUUGGGAAUUUAUCAGCUGUGCCAAGAAGCAACUUUACCAAACUGCCAGAUCCACAAAAUCCAGGCGACAAUAAACUGGCAAACCAGUACAAUCACACCUAAAUUGCCAGAGCCUCAUUGUCCGUAAUUUGGACACUUCUACUGUACAGGACACUUUCCAGUCACAGAUCUUCUGCUUAAAACUUCUACUUUAACUAAGUUCCCAUUGAGCUCUGUCUCGCUGUCAGUUUUCCUUCAAGCUUUUUACUGAUUGUGAGCAGGCUGGAACACCAAUUUAGUCUGGGGACUAAGAACAGAAUGUUGAAGAAAUGUGUGUUUGGAAAGAGCAUAGUUUGGAGGUUUUUAAUUUUAAAAAACACUUGCAUAAAUCAGGCAUUAUCCCCUAGAUACCCACACAAAAUGCUGGAGGAUCUCAGCAGGCCACUCUGGAAAAGAGUGAAGAGUUGACACUUUGGGCCAAGACCCUUUCAACAGGACCACUCACAAAUCAACAAGACCAUAUAUAUGCUCAAAUCUCUCUGUCGCUCAUUUCUCCCAUUUGAUUUCUACACGAAGGUGCCAGGUUCUCAAAGUUCGUAUCUUAUUACUAUGACAGGAAACUAAUCCCUAAAGACACUCCAGGGAGGCCAAUCUAAAUGUCCAGAUUCUUGAUUACCCAUUCUGAUGAAGGGUCUCUGCCCGAAACAUCGACUGUUUACUCUUUUUCCACAGAUGCUUCCUGGCCUGCUAAGACCCCCCAGCAUUUUGAGUGUGUUGCUUUGGAUUUCCAGCAUCUGCAGGUUUUCUCGUGUUUGUUAUCCCGUAGUUUUGCAGAAUGAGGUCUAUAGUAUAAGAAACUGGGAUCACUUAAUUCCAUAUUCUUUGAUGGGAAUAUUUUUGUUUGCUUGCAAGAAAUUCUAGACUGCCAUGGGAUUUUGAAAGGGAAUGGAAUGUUGGACUCUUACUCUGGGGGUUUGGGGUUCCAUUUAUCCUUUCAAUCCUAAUUGUUUGCUGUUACUUAGCAGCCGUGCCAGAUUUCCUCUUGCCAUUGAGUUAGGGUGGUUUCAUGUCUGUUAACAAGCUGGCCUUCAAUGGAAUCUUUCAUAAUGAUUCAGAAAAGAGAACCAGUCAGUAAAUAUCGUGUUUCUUUUUUUUAGAAUUUCUUCCCCAUAGUAAAAGAAGACAUCCUCAAUCUUAAGUAUGCAUUUUAGGUGACAGAUUCUGAAAGUUCAUAUUUUAUUAUCAUGACAGAAAACUGAUCCCUGGACACACUCCAGGUGGGCCAAUCUAAAUGUCCAGAUUCUUGAUUGCCCCUGUUUUUGAAUGGACCCUUUAUGUCACCACAAUUCGGUUUUUUUAAAUGAUGUUGGUGCCAUUCUCCUGAAACCAUUCAUGAGUCUGGGCAUUGUGCAAGGACCUGCUUUGUCCCUUCUCAAAUUUACCUUUGCAAAGCAGACAAAAAAAAUACCUGAUACAAUCGCCCUUUGUGGAUCAGUACUACCUGGGUUUAGUGUCUGUCCUCAUUUUUAAUUUAUGUGUAAGAAAUGCAGUCAACAGUGGGAUGUUUGUCUGCUGUCACCUGUUUGGCUGAAAGAUAAAUGAGAAUUCCCAGUGUAUAUUUCUGGUUGGUACUCAAUACUGCGAUCCCUUUUGAACAUGUUCUGGUUUUUAAAAAAAAAAUUAAUGUUCUGUGAUUAUUUAAGUGGUGACCAGCAUGAAAUGUGAUGGAAAGAAUUUUGUCCAGUGGUUGAUAUUGGUUGCAUGCAGUCCAGAUUGCUCUUGUUGCAUCAUCAUCCAUCAUCCUUAGAGUCCCGUAGCUCCAGCCUGAGUUAACAUGGGCUAGUGGGAGAUCCCCCAUUGUCUUUUCUGUAGGAAGUUGCAAUAGUUGAUAUAGCCUUCCCUCUUUAUCUUCAAAAUCAGAUGGGCUUAGUUUUGGGUUGUGUUUCACUAUGACACUCUAUCAUUAUUCAGGUAAUUAUAGUUUUAAACAGCACUCAAAACAAAAGGUUUAAUUCCUAUAUUGACAAAAUUAAGUUGGGAGUGAAAUUCAUUUUUUUCAUUGUGACGUUCUUGUUUUGCAGUAACAGUGUUUGACAGAUUGCCAUCACAGCUUGGAUUUUGUUUGUAGCUAUUUGGCCUUUUGCCCCCUUUUCCUCCAUAUUUCAGACUCAACCCCUCCCCCAGCUCUUUUCCCCCCACCUUCACAGUGAACACCUAAAGAGCUCAAUCCAAUCCCCCCCCCCAAAAAAACUAAGAGAGCUGAAUCCCUAUCUAUGUCACUGCCGACCAAAAGCAAAAUAAUUCUGAAAGAAAAAAUGACUAGUUCAGAAAAGACAAUUGCGUGCGGUUCAAACAAAAUCAAUGCAAAUCUUUGGAAAUUGUGUGACUGGGGUCUUGUUUUGCACAGUGGGACGGGGUUUAACUCACCGCUGGCCAGCCAGUGGGAUUUUUUUCCUUUUUAGAAAAAAAAAGUAACUUUUUCUUCCUCUACAAGUUUAUUUGUAAAUGAUGUAAAAUUUUAAAUAUGUGAUAUUUUGUACAUCUCACUGUAUCUGAGAUAGUUGUGUAUUUAUCAAAGACUACUGUAACUCUUUUUUAUGGCACUUGGUUUUUCUUGUAUAUUUAUUUUACUUUUGUCCUCUAAUUAAUCAGUGAUGUUCUGUUUGUGGAAAGGUCUGAAAGUAAAGUGUUUGUUUUCUACAGACUCAGUGAUAAAACAUUGCAACUUUCACUUCAUCUUAAUCUGAACACACACCUUACUUGCCUUCAGCUGGUUUUUAAUGCACUUUAUAAAUAGUAAGUUGGGAGAUGGGCUCCACUGCGUGUCAGGGUUGGGUCCUAUUAACCACAGUACUAUAGGUAACUGUUUAUAUGCAAGAUUUCCACUCUAUAUUACAUAGAUUUGUGCAUGUAUUUAGAAACUCUUUGACUUUUCAACCUUCUGCACCAUAUGAUUUCACAUACCUCCCUGACAAAACCUACAUGACCACUAAAUGUAAGUGCAAUCAUUCAAAAAUAGUGUCAUAGAGAUUUUUUUUGCGCAUGGGAGGAUUCUGAUAUUCUUGUUGCUGCUUGAACGUUUUUUUUCCGCAUGAGGGAGGUGGUUGAUGUUUUUCUUUGAAUGGCUUCCCUGGUUUCCAUUGUUUCGUGGCUGACUGUGGGGAAGAUGAAUAUACUACAUAUGUACUUUGAUAAUAAAUGUACCUUGAAACCACCCCCCCCCCCCCACACACACACACAGCUUGGAAGUAGGUCCUUCAGCCCAACUCAUCCAUGACAAUGAGGUGUCUUGCUGAACUUUACCUCUAUUUGGGCCACAUCUUUCUCAACCUUUCUGAUCUGUGUAUCUUGCAUAAAUGCCCACCAACUCCCCUUUGAUUUAUUUUCUGUAAACACAAACAAAACACGUCUUUGCAUGACAUUUUUGAAAGAUGUUUAUUGUCAGGUGCACCAUGAUAGUGAAAAGCUCUUUGCAUCUCAGCCACGCAGAUUGUUCUGUAUAUAGAGGUAGCAGAAAGAAAACAAUGCAGAAUGUAGUGUAGCAGUUACAGAGAAAGUGUAGGUAGACAAAUAAGUUGCAAGGGCUUUGAUGGAGUAGACUGGGAGUUCAAAGUAAAUUUAUCAAAGUACAAAUAUCAUCAUAUUACAACCCUGAAGUUCAUUUUCUUGCAGGCAUACUCAUAAAUCCAAGGACCAUAAUAGAACUAAUGAAAGACCACACCCAACAUGGCAGUCAACUAGAAUGCAGAAGACAACAAACUGCAAAUACAGAAAGAGAGGAAAAAAGAAACAAUAAUAUGCAAAAGACAACAAACUGCAAAUACAAAAGGGGGGGAUAAAUAAAUAAUGUUGCGAACAUGAGAUGAAUCUUAGAAAGUGAGUUCAUAGGUUGUAGGAACAGUUCUGUGAUGGCAAUUGAAGUUGAAGGGUUCAGUUUGAGCCUGAUAACAUUGUGAUAGAAGCUGUCCUGAAUCUGAUGGCACGUGUCUCAAAUAAAUGUGCAUGAUUCAAAAUUGACAGGAUUGUCGCCUUAAGAUG
Messenger RNA from Mobula hypostoma (lesser devil ray), 13590 nucleotides. Its product is annotated as striatin-3-like. The record is from RefSeq and is a predicted model, not a curated record. The transcript has 18 exons. Gene Ontology annotation, cellular component: dendrite. The coding region runs from base 38 to 2239 and encodes 733 amino acids. Gene Ontology annotation, molecular function: protein phosphatase 2A binding; calmodulin binding; armadillo repeat domain binding. NCBI's taxonomy places the organism in Eukaryota, Metazoa, Chordata, Chondrichthyes, Myliobatiformes, Myliobatidae.